Paramuricea clavata is the source of this 375-nucleotide messenger RNA. NCBI's taxonomy places the organism in Eukaryota, Metazoa, Cnidaria, Anthozoa, Malacalcyonacea, Plexauridae. The record is from the annotation of a GenBank genome assembly.
AUGCUUGAUAAAUCGCUGCCUAAACGCACUGUACGUGCCCACCCCUCCGACAAGCCGUGGAUGACACCGCGUAUAAAGCAUGAAAUAAAAGCUAGGCAAAAGGCGUUUACAUCUGGGGAUAUACCAAGGUACAAACUAUUAUGUGACAAAGUUACCUCACUUGUAUCAAAUGCGAAAAAGAAUUACUAUCAAAUAAAAGCAGAGGGUACACGCGAAACGAAUCCGGCAAAGUGGUACAAAACCAUAUUUGAACUUGCUGCCGCUAAUGACUGUAACUCUCAACCACCAGCUGAUGAUGCAGCAGACUUAGCGGAACGCCUGCAACAAAGCUUCACCAAACCUUGGCCGAAUGCCAACCCCACUGAAAUUCCGGAC